This is a messenger RNA of Adineta ricciae, 3738 nucleotides long. The record is from the annotation of a GenBank genome assembly. Lineage: Eukaryota; Metazoa; Rotifera; Eurotatoria; Adinetida; Adinetidae.
AUGCCUGAUCAGUACGAGGUCUUUUCAUUAGUUGAAUUUUGUUCAUCAAGACAACUAAUCCCAAGUAAUCUAACUGCGUACGUUGUCAACGCUCAUACAUUGAGUUUAACCUGGGAUUUACCAUCGAAUGUCAAUGCCAUCGAUCGAGUUUACAUUGUUGCGACAGAAUUGGGACCGAAAAAUCGCACGAUUCAAAGUCAAUCAUUCGACAAUUCAAUCAAAAAGUUGGAUUUUCAAAUCAAUCCCAAUGAUCCUCAUAGUAUUCAUCCCAAUCAAACCGUGCUGUUUUCGGCGUUGUGUUCCGAUCGUAAUGGACAGAAUUCGUCGAAAAUUGAAUAUCAAUUUUAUGUCAAUAUAAUUAACAGCGAUAAUAAUACCAAGCCAAGUAUUAUUUUAAUGCCUCACUUCAUGUUUCAACACAUUCUUCUUCUCAUAUUUCUUUUCUUCUUCAUAAAUCCUCAUCCGACGUUGAAUACUACUUUACGUCCAAAUAUUUAUUAUGCGCAAGUACCUCGUUCAUCACCUUAUCCCGCGCCACGUGACGUUCGUGUCGUCCGUAUCAAUGAUACCACAGUUCAAGUUUUCUGGUCGCCUGUUUAUCAUCCAACAGUAGCACGGUAUAUAAUUCAUUACAAUGAUAAAGCUGAUCAUAAAGCUGAAAAUAAAUGGUCAUUAUAUUCACCGUCGAAUCCCGGUUCGACGUCAGCUAUUAUCAGUGGGUUGAAGCCUGAUGCUAUGUAUAACGUUCGUGUUAGCGCCGAAUUUUCAUCCGCAAAUAUUCACGAUCCACAUUAUGUACCAGGCACAAGCUCACGGGAAGGUGAAUUGUCGGAAAUUCAGGUUGCUGAUAUCUAUCGUCGUUCCAAAGAUAUUAUUCAUUACGACGACCAUUUAAGUCGUCCAUACAAUCUAACUUACGUUGACCUGACAUCUAAUAGUGUGAAAUUAUUGUUCUUUUUCAAUGAAACAAAUCCUGAUCAUCGCCGACAUAUACAAAAACUUGAGGUACAUUACGAAGGAAUUCAAAAUUAUGUCGAUGGCUUGGGAACAACACGUAGUACAUCACAUCAUAACUUAGCUGGUCUGAUAUCAAUACCUGCAACUCAAGGUUCGCGUGAAUGGCUAGUAACAGGCUUAGUACCAAAUACUCAAUAUACAUUCAAUCUCACUGGUACUAUCUCAUCAUCUGAACAAUCAUCCAUUAAAAUCUAUAGUCGACCGGCAACGAUACGUUUGUCUACUGAUUACGAUGCACCUCCAUAUGUUGAUCGACCUGAACAAGACCGACGAAUUCUUUUGCAAACAUCAGGCAGACCAACGCAGGCAUCAAAAGUUAAUUUACGUCUCCAUCGUGCAUCAACAAAGAAUGGACCCAUCGAUCGAUACUAUGUUGUUGUUCAUCUGAUCGAGCAUAUAUCUUAUCAACAAUAUGUUCCGCAAGAGGGUCGGAAAGAAUGUUGUUAUACAGCGGCGGUAUUUAAUGAAUCUCAGUUACCGGAUGUAUUUGUAUUAGGCGAUGGUAAAGAAACACGUGAUUGGGACCCAUUUCAUCAUCGAGUCUAUAAUAAUUCUCCAUUAUCGAGCGUAUGUAAAGUCAAAUUAGUUUCCUGGGGUUUUAACCGUAAAAAGGAAAAUUUAACAACAUCAAGUGCAACGAUUGACGUGAAUCUAUUACCAAAAAUUGUUCAACCACAAAAUCAAGAUACAUUCAAUAGCCUUCUUUGGAUAUUUGGCAUUAUAGUUUUGAUUUUCUUAAUCCUUCUGAUUGUUAUCAUCUUCAUAUUGAAAUAUAAUCGAACAAAAAAGAAACCAUUAACACCGCCACCCGAAUGUGUGCCAUUCGAUUUAACACCUAAAGUUCUAACAAUGGAAAUGCAAAUGCCAAUGAUACCAACGACUAUUUCACCAGCAUCAUCGAAUGAACCUGUAGAAUUUCGGCGAACCCAACCAUCCAAUACAUAUCAUACGAUUACUAAAGAAGUUCCCGUCAAUACUCAUCCUCCGAUACAUAUCGAUGAAUUCGGUGAACAUCUCGAGCGAUUGAAAGCUGCUGAUAAUUACAAAUUCUCUCAAGAAUACGAAUCGAUCGAUCCUGGUCAACAAUUUUCAUGGGAAAAUUCUAAAUUCGAGUACAACAAACCGAAAAAUCGCUAUGCGAAUGUGAUCGCUUAUGAUCAUUCUCGUGUAAUUCUCCAUGCUAUCGAUGGUAUUGCAGGCAGUGAUUAUAUCAAUGCUAAUUAUCUCGACGGAUAUCGAAAACAAAAUGCAUAUAUCGCAACACAAGGGCCCUUGCCGAACACAUUUGCCGACUUCUGGCGAAUGAUCUGGGAAACGAAUUCAGCAUGUAUUGUAAUGAUGACAAAAUUGGAAGAAAGAAAUCGAUUGAAAUGUGAUCAAUAUUGGCCAUCGAGAGGAACGGAAGUCUAUGGAUCAAUUCAAGUUACUUUAACGGAUUUUAUUGAACUAUCAUCGUAUAGUAUUCGAACAUUUACAAUUGCUUGGACUGGCCAUCCAGAAAAACGAGAAGUGCGACAUUGUCAAUUCACAGCUUGGCCAGAUCAUGGAAUAUUAGAACAUGCGACAUCGUUUCUAAUGUUUGUUCGACGUGUUAAAGUUCUUAAUCCAGUUGAUGCUGGACCGAUAGUUGUACAUUGCUCGGCUGGAGUCGGUCGAACUGGCUGUUUUAUUGUAGUGGAUGCUCUACUAGAACGAUUAAAAUUGGAAAAAACCAUCGAUAUCUACGGACAUGUCACUCUUUUGAGAGCUCAACGAAAUUAUAUUGUUCAAACCGAAGAACAAUAUAUAUUUAUCUAUGAAGCCAUUAAUGAAGCUAUCCAGUCAGGUCAAACAGAAGUCCCAGCAAGAAAUUUGUUGACACAUCUACAACGAUUACUACAGCCAAUAAAUGAUAGUUCAUUGACAGACAUGGAACUUGAAUUUAAACGUUUGGCAAAUGUGAAAGCGCAACCAUCGAAGUUCUUGAGUGCGAAUAAUCCAGCGAAUAAAUUCAAAAAUCGUCUUGUGAAUAUCCUUCCUUAUGAAAAUACUCGAGUAUGUCUAUCUCCAGUGCGCGGCGUCGAAGGCUCAGAUUAUAUCAAUGCGUCUUACAUCGAUGGCUAUCGAUUUAAAAAUGGUUAUAUUGCAACUCAAGGACCAUUGACGGAAACGGUUGAUGACUUCUGGCGGAUGGUUUGGGAACAUAACGUCACUAUUAUUGUGAUGUUAACUAAACUAAAAGAAAUGGGCAGAGAGAAAUGUACUCAGUACUGGCCAACAGAUCGAUCGGCACGAUAUGGAUACUUUGUUGUCGAUCCAGUUGGUGCUUACAACAUGCCACAAUAUCUAUUGAGUGAAUUCAAAGUGACUGACUCUCGAGAUGGACAAUCUCGAACAGUUCGUCACUUCUUGUACACUGAAUGGCCUGAACAAGGUGUACCCAAAGUCGGCGAAGGUUUUAUUGAUUUUAUCGGACAAGUGCAUAAGACCAAAGAAGGUUUCGGUCAAGAAGGUCCGAUUGUUGUUCACUGUUCAGCUGGUGCCGGACGAACAGGUGUAUUUCUCACAUUAAGUGUUGUUCUGGAACGAAUUCGAUACGAAGGUGUUGUUGAUGUUUUUCAAACGGUGAAACUCUUGCGUACACAACGACCUGCACUUGUUCAAACUGAGGAUCAAUAUCAAUUUUGCUACCGUUCCGCAUUGGAAUAUUUGGGUUCAUUUGAUAAUUUCGUCUCAUCUUGA